Messenger RNA from Charadrius vociferus (killdeer), 3459 nucleotides. RefSeq names its product trafficking protein particle complex 9 (gene TRAPPC9). Lineage: Eukaryota; Metazoa; Chordata; Aves; Charadriiformes; Charadriidae. Gene Ontology annotation, cellular component: trans-Golgi network. The record is from RefSeq and is a predicted model, not a curated record. Bases 1 to 3459 code for a protein of 1152 amino acids. The transcript is spliced from 22 exons.
AUGAGUGUUCCUGACUACAUGCAGUGUGCUGAGGACCAUCAGACUCUCCUGGUUGUGGUUCAGCCGGUUGGCAUUGUACCCGAAGAGAGCUUUUUCAGGAUCUACAAGCGUAUUUCAGCAGUGAGUCAAGUUAAUGUGCGUGACUCUCAGCGUGUGUUGUAUAUCCGUUAUAGGCACCAUUAUCCCCCAGAGAACAACGAAUGGGGGGAUUUUCAGACGCACCGGAAAGUUGUGGGGUUGAUAACUAUUACAGACUGUUCUUCUGCAAAGGACUGGCCUCAGACUUUUGAAAAAUUCCAUCUUCAAAAGGAAAUGUAUGGUUCUACUCUCUAUGAUUCCCGGUUGUUUGUCUUUGGGCUUCAAGGAGAGAUUGCGGAACAACCCCGCACAGAUGUGGCAUUUUAUCCCAGUUAUGAUGAAUGCGAAACUGUGGAGAAGAGAAUAGAAGAUUUUAUUGAAUCCCUCUUCAUAGUGUUGGAGUCUAAGCGGCUUGACAGAGCCACUGAUAAGUCUGGAGACAAGAUCCCGCUCCUGUGUGUUCCUUUUGAGAAGAAGGAUUUUGUAGGUCUGGACACAGAUAGUAGACACUAUAAGAAGCGUUGUCAAGGCCGGAUGCGGAAACAUGUUGGUGACCUGUGUUUACAAGCUGGCAUGUUACAAGAUUCCUUGGUGCAUUAUCACAUGGCGGUGGAACUUCUGCGAUCUGUGAAUGAUUUUCUGUGGCUUGGAGCUGCUCUUGAGGGGUUAUGCUCAGCAUCAGUCAUCUAUCAUUAUCCAGGUGGUACUGGAGGUAAAGUUGGAUCUCGCAGGGCGCAAGGAGGUUCUCUUUCUGCUGAGGCAGGCAACAGGCACAGACCAGGGGCACAAGAAGUUCUCAUUGAUCCAGGUGCGCUGACUUCAAAUGGUAUAAAUGCAGAUACCAGCGCUGAGAUAGGACGUGCCAAGAAUUGCCUUAGUCCUGAAGACAUCAUAGAUAAAUACAAAGAAGCCAUUUCUUACUAUGGCAAGUACAAGAAUGCUGGUGUGAUUGAACUGGAAGCCUGCGUGAAGGCAGUGAGAGUUCUUGCAAUACAGAAAAGGAGCAUGGAAGCCUCUGAGUUUCUUCAGAAUGCAGUUUAUAUCAAUCUUCGUCAGCUUUCAGAAGAAGAAAAAAUCCAGCGUUACAGCAUUCUUUCUGAGCUGUAUGAACGUAUUGGUUUUCACCGAAAGUCUGCUUUUUUCAAGCGUAUAGCAGCAAUGCAGUGCGCUGCCCCCAGCAUCCCAGAACCCGGGUGGAGGGCCUGCUACAAAUUGCUUUUGGAAACUCUCCCGGGCUAUAGCUUAUCAUUGGAUCCUAAAGAUUUCAGCAAAGGAACUCAUAGAGGAUGGGCUGCAGUACAGAUGCGGUUGCUUCACGAACUAGUAUAUGCUUCCAGAAGAAUGGGCAAUCCUGCUCUGUGUGUCAGGCAUCUGUCAUUCCUUCUCCAGACCAUGCUGGAUUUUCUUUCUGAUCAAGAAAAGAAAGAUGUGACACAGAGCUUGGAAAGCUACACAGCAAAAUGCCCUGGUACAAUGGAAUUCAUCACUCUUCCAGAUGGUUUGAAGUUACCUCCUGUUCCGUUCACCAAAUUGCCUAUUGUGAGAUCUGUGAAGCUCUUGAACCUCCCGACCAGUCUCCGACCUCACAAAAUGAAAAGUCUACUUGGUCAGAAUGUGUCGACCAAAAGCCCCUUCAUAUAUUCUCCAAUUAUUGCGCACAGUCGUGGGGAAGAACGAACUAAGAAAAUAGAUUUCCAGUGGGUCCAGGGAGAUGUAUGUGAAGUUCAGUUGAUGGUGUACAACCCUAUGCCUUUUGAGCUCCGAGUAGAAAACAUGGGACUAUUGACAACAGGAGUAGAAUUCGAAUCUCUUCCUGCAGCUCUUUCUCUACCUGCAGAAUCUGGUCUCUAUCCAGUAACUCUUGUUGGUGUUCCUCAAACUACCGGACAAAUCACUGUCAAUGGUUACCAUACUUCAGUUUUUGGAGUCUUCAGUGACUGCCUUCUGGACAAUCUGCCAGGAGUGAAGACCAAUGGCUGUACUGUUGAAGUCAUUCCAGCUUUGCCAAGGCUGCAGAUCAGUACCUCCCUUCCCAGGUCUGCUCAUACACUUCAGCCUUCUUCAGGGGACGAAAUCUCUACUAAUGUGUCUGUCCAGCUUUACAAUGGAGAGACUCAACAGCUCAUCAUUAAGUUAGAAAAUAUUGGAACAGAACCACUGGAAAAACUAGAGGUCACAGCGAAAACAGUCAACACUAAGGAGAAGCUGUAUGGGGACUUCCUGAGUUGGAAGUUAGAAGAUACCCUCUCCCAGUUUCCUCUAAAACCUGGGAAGAUCGCAACAUUUACUGUAAACAUUAAAGUAAAGCUGGACUUUUCAUGCCAAGAAAACCUUCUGCAGGAUCUCAGUGAUGAUGGAAUCAGUGUUAGUGGACUUCCGCUCUCCAGUCCUUUUCGGCAGGUUGUCAAACCAAGAGUAGAGACGAAACCUAUUAAUCCACAAGAAAGCAGCAAGGUUGGUGACUUCAGUCAUAUGAAGACACUGGAAGCCAUUUUGAAUUUUAAAUACUCUGGUGGACCAGGACAUGUUGAAGGAUAUUACAGGAACCUUUCACUAGGCCUUCACGUAGAAGUAGAGCCAUCUGUUUUCUUUACACGUGUCAGCACCCUUCCAGCAACAAGCACCCGGCAAUGCCACCUACUUCUUGAUGUCUUCAAUUCUACAGAACAUGAGCUGACCAUCAGUGCUAGGAAUAACGAAGAUUUAAUUCUGCAUGCUGGGGAAUGUCAGCGUAUGGCUAUCCAAGUUGACAAGUUCAAUUUUGAGAGCUUCCCAGAAUCCCCUGCUGAUGGGACACACUUUGCGAAUACAAAGCAGCUGGAAGAAGAAAGGCAACAAGCAAAAGGUCUGGAGAUUAACAGCAAGCUGGAUAUUUGCUGGAAAAUUCCUUCCUUGAAGCGUGAAGGAGAAGCAAGUGUGGAAGGCGUUCUUAAUCAACUGGUCCUGGAGCAUCUACAGUUGGCUCCUCUCCAGUGGGAUAUCCUUGUUGAUGGCAAGCUUUGCGACUGCGAUAUCGUGGUGGACUGCAAAGUGGGGGACCCCAUCCCGCUGGAGGUGAAGUUGACCAACUGGAGUAAACACAGCGUGGGGCCCUUCGCUCUCACCGUGACGCCCUACCAGGAUUACCAAAAUGGGGUGCACAACUAUGAGCUGCAAGAUGCUAUCACCUUUGUGGGAUCCAACACCUUCUACAUCGAUUCAGUGAAGCCGACCAAAGACUCUGUGUACUUUGGAGCACUUCUCUUUCUCUACACUGGCGAUUUCUACCUGAAUAUCAAAUUCCAUGAAGACAACUGCAGCAGGGAGCUGCCUCUGUCCUGGUUCUGCCUCCCUAGUGUCCACAUCCGUGCUAUGGAGCCUACGGUCCAAGCUAAGCCGUAA